UCCAUCCUCCAUGUAUUGUUUGUUUACGAAGCCUCUAGCUCUGAUGCAUCCAUCCACCAGCUUCCCUUCCACCAUUGCGGAACAAACAACCUAUAAUAAGCUGUUUACACCACGGCCAUGUUUCCAUUAAUACCAUAGGACAAACAUGACAAACCCUGCACCCUGAGAGAUGGCGGUUUGGCCGCCAUAUAUGUAAGGGCUCUUCUGGGCUUCGUUGAGUAAUUUGAGGGCGGGAAGAAGAUGUUGCUUCUUGGAGUUUUAUUAGUUUCUCUGGUUCUGAGUGAUCUUGUUGUUGGAGGGGAGGUGAAGGGUGUUGGGCAACAAUGUAGUUUUCCGGCAAUUUACAACUUCGGCGAUUCGAAUUCCGACACCGGCAGCUACUCGGCCGCCGUUCUCGCUGUCCGGGAGCCCUGCGGCGAGACUUUCUUCGGAAAACCCGUCGGAAGAGUCUGCGACGGCCGUCUUAUCAUCGACUUCAUAGCUGAGCAUCUGGGGCUGCCGCAUUUGAGUUCAUACAUGGAUUCGAUCGGAACAAAUUACAGCCAUGGAGCCAACUUCGCAUCAGCAUCUGCAACAAUUGGGCCUCCGGCAAGCACCGCGAGUACCCCCUUCAGCUUGGAGUUUCAGACGGCUCAAUUUAAGCAAUUCAAGUCCCGAGUCAUUGACCUUUACAACCAAGGCAAGAACACGGACAGGCUCCCAAGGCCUGAGGACUUCUCAAGGGCUCUUUACACAAUCGACAUCGGGCAGAAUGACGUCACAAUGGCAUUGUUCGGCGAUCCUCUACCUGUGAUCCGGGGCCUCGUCGAUAAGCUUGGCAAUGGAGUUAAGAAUUUGUACAACGAAGGGGCGAGGACAUUUUGGAUACACAAUACGGGUCCAGAAGGGUGCUUGCCGCUGUACAUCAAUGAGGCGAGAAGGGAUGCAUAUGGGUGCGACAUGGGCCGGAAUGCAGGCGCCAUGGAAUUCAAUCGGCAGCUCAGGGAGAAGGUGAUUCAACUGAGGGGAGAGCUCCCAGAAGCUUCCAUAACGUAUGUGGAUGUGUACUCUGCAAAGUAUGAAUUGAUCGGCAACGGCAAGAAGCUUGGGUUCAGUGGCGACCCGUUUGUGUGGUGCACUCCGCACCGGGAACUGGGUCUGUGUUCGAACCCUGAAUCGUAUAUUAGCUGGGAUGGCAUCCAUUAUACUGAGGCUGUGAACCGUCUGGUCGCCAAGAACAUCGUCGGCGGCUUCUUGUCGGAUCCUCCGGUUCCCAUACCCUUUGCUUGCCACAGAGACGCCGACGCGUCGACGCUCGUGAAACCCAAGUCACCGGCUGAAAUUUUUUCUUAAUUCAUGUUUGGAGAAUCGUUUCAUUGUCUAAAUUAAUGCAUAUUUUUUUUAAUCAAUUCAAAUUUGAUUUGAAAAUUUCCCAAAUUAUAACAUUAGUAAACAAAA
This is a messenger RNA of Diospyros lotus (date-plum), 1437 nucleotides long. Its product is annotated as GDSL esterase/lipase At5g14450-like. Bases 241 to 1332 code for a protein of 363 amino acids. The record is from RefSeq and is a predicted model, not a curated record. The transcript is spliced from 5 exons. Lineage: Eukaryota; Viridiplantae; Streptophyta; Magnoliopsida; Ericales; Ebenaceae. Gene Ontology annotation, molecular function: hydrolase activity, acting on ester bonds.